Molecule: messenger RNA, 4384 nt
Organism: Cannabis sativa
Lineage: Eukaryota; Viridiplantae; Streptophyta; Magnoliopsida; Rosales; Cannabaceae
Product: ATPase family AAA domain-containing protein At1g05910
Exons: 10
Coding region: 556-4272 (1238 amino acids)
Biological process (GO): positive regulation of transcription by RNA polymerase II
Cellular component (GO): nucleus
Molecular function (GO): histone binding; chromatin binding; ATP hydrolysis activity
Source: RefSeq, a predicted model, not a curated record
ACUAAAAUUAACAGCCAAAGUUUGGAGGCAUGAAUUAUAGCCUUAAGUGUGUGUUGGUGGCUUAAUGUGGUAAUUGCUAUGCCUUCUUUUCUAAGGGUGUUAUGGCUUCUUCAGCCUUUCAAAAAUACACUUUCUAUUGGACAAAAAAAAAGAAAGAAACAGAAAAUACAAGUGGGACUGAGUACCAAAUACCAAUUUAUUCCUCUCCUACCUCGUUUCCUAUGGGUAAACUUUCAAAGGGAGGGUUAAGGGCGUUUUGGUAAAUACGUCUCCUCUGCAACAAAAUUAGGGGUUGUAUUGUAUCACUUCCUCUCUCUCUCUGACCCUGUACAAAACCCUAGCUCCCUCCAGAACUUGCAUGGCUUCUUCUGACUCGACCUCGAGGCUCACUGAUUUAGGGUUUUCCAUUAUUUCUUCCGUGUUUCUCAUGUAAUUCAUUUCCUUCUCUUCUUUAGUUUUUCUUUUUUCUUCCUUCUUUCCCGGCAGUUGAUAAUGAUUCGGAGCAGACGCCAAAGCGGAGCCUAGUCGGGAAGAAAUUUGGUUGGGUGUUUGUAGAUGCAUUCAAAGCGAUCGGGGCAGAGUGAUGAGCCGGAUUCGAGGCCGGUUAGGUCCAGCGACCGGCUCAGGAGGACACCUAAGGCUUAUGGGCGCGCUUACUACUUCUACGGCCCCGCCAAUAUCAUUCGGAAGAGGAAGGGCAAGACCAAGACCCGCACCGCUGCUUCUCGCAUUGCCAAGAUGCUCUCUCCUGGAAAUCGCUCUCGCCGGACCCAUCACGCCUCUAAUAACAACAACGAAGACGAAACUAACCUCCGGCGGUCAACUAGAAAGCGGAAGAUGGUAGAUCGUAGGGACUAUACGGACAGUUCAGGUUCCGAGGAUGAGGACAUGAUGAGACCCUCAUAUCGAUCUUCGAGGAACCAGAUUGAUAAUAAUGUUAGCCAAGAUGAGUUAUCAUUCCCGAAGAAUAUAAAUACUAUGGAAAAUAAAUCAAUGCCUCGACGGGAAGGAUUACGGCCUCGUCGUUUGAGGGGAGCUGCAAGAGGGCAGCGAACUAUGGAAUCUGAUGAUGAACAAGGCAGUUCAGAAGAAAAAGUUGGUGAAGAUGACACCGAAAAUGGGAAUGACAUUGAAGAUAUUGAAGUAAGUGAUGGUCAAAAUGAAGGUGAAGGUGAAGGUGAAGGUGAAGGCGAAGGUGAGGGUGAGGGUGAAGGCGAAGCUGAAGUUGAAGCUGAAGUUGAAGCUGAUGGCGAUGAUGAUGGAGAGGAAGAUGGCGAUGAUGGAGAGGAAGAUGGUGAUGAUGGCGAGGAAGAUGGUGAUGAUGAAGAGGGUGAAGAAGAACAAGAUGGAAGAAGGCGGUAUGAUCUCAGGAAUCGAGUCCGUCGUAUGUCUCUAGAAGAAGGAAAGCCGAGAACUAGAUCUACUCGAAGGGUUUUACGUCAAGGAAUGGGGACUAAGGUUAGCAGGGAUGUUAGGAAAAGUGGAUCACGGGUUCAUAAGCGUCACCGGAUUACAAGAACAGAAGAAUCUGAUGACUCUCUUCUUGUGGAUGAGUUGGAUCAAGGCCCUGCAAUUCCAUGGGGACGGGGUGGGAGUAGAUCUGGACCACCUUGGCUCUUUGGCGGGCUUGACAUGCAUGGGACAACAACAUGGGGAUUGAAUGCUGCAGCCUCAGGUUGGGGUCAUCAGGGUGAUGCUUUGGCCACCUUGACUUCUGGGAUUCAAACUGCAGGGCCAAGUUCAAAGGGAGGGGCUGAUAUUCAACCUUUACAGGUUGAUGAGAGUGUGAGUUUUGAAGACAUUGGUGGACUUUCAGAAUAUAUUGAUGCGUUGAAGGAAAUGGUUUUCUUUCCUUUAUUAUAUCCUGAUUUCUUUGCCAGUUAUCAUAUCACCCCACCAAGGGGGGUAUUGUUGUGUGGCCCCCCAGGCACUGGAAAGACGCUGAUUGCUAGGGCAUUGGCUUGUGCUGCAUCAAAAGCUGGGCAGAAGGUGAGCUUUUAUAUGCGUAAGGGUGCUGAUGUCUUAAGCAAAUGGGUUGGUGAGGCAGAAAGACAAUUGAAGCUACUUUUUGAGGAAGCACAAAGGAAUCAACCUUCCAUAAUUUUCUUUGAUGAAAUAGAUGGACUUGCUCCUGUGAGGUCUAGCAAACAAGAACAGAUUCACAAUUCCAUCGUAUCUACUUUGCUUGCUCUGAUGGAUGGUCUUGAUUCUCGUGGACAAGUUGUUUUAAUUGGUGCAACAAACCGAAUUGAUGCUAUUGAUGGAGCCUUGCGUCGUCCUGGUCGUUUUGAUCGGGAGUUCAACUUUCCUUUGCCUGGUUGUGAGGCACGUGCUGAAAUAUUAGAUAUACAUACCCGCAAAUGGCAGCAUCCUCCUUCAAAUGAGUUGAAACUAGAACUUGCAGCUAGUUGUGUUGGAUAUUGUGGUGCUGAUUUGAAGGCUCUUUGCACUGAAGCUGCCAUUCGUGCAUUCCGUGAAAAGUAUCCUCAGGUUUAUACAAGUGAUGACAAAUAUGUCAUAGAUGUUGAUUCAGUCAGGGUUGAGAAGUGUCAUUUUGUUGAAGCCAUGUCAGCCAUUACUCCUGCUGCUCACAGAGGUGCCACUGUUCAAUCUAGACCGUUGUCUUCAGUAGUUAAACCGUGUUUGCAAAGACAUUUGCUUAAAGCCAUGAACUCUAUAUUUGAUAAUUUUCCCCCCCUUGCAAUGUCUUCUGAAUUGACUAAGCUCUCUUUACUUUCCUAUGGAUCGGCAAUUCCUCUUGUCUAUAGGCCCCGGCUUCUGUUGUAUGGGAGUGAAGGUUCUGGACUGGAUCAUCUUGGGCCUGCAAUUUUGCACGAACUAGAGAAGUUCCCUGUUCAUUCUCUGGGUCUAUCAUCUCUACUUUCUGAUCCCAGUGCAAAGACUCCUGAGGAGGCAUUGGUACAUAUAUUUGGUGAAGCAAGAAGAACAACACCGUCCAUCCUUUAUUUGCCCCAGUUUCAUCUUUGGUGGGAGACUGCACACGAGCAAUUGAGGGCUGUUUUGCUGACCUUGUUAGAAGAAUUGCCAUCUGAUUUACCUAUAUUAUUACUUGGGACUUCAUCAGUAUCCCUUGCUGAAAUUGAUUCAGAGUCUGCUUCAAUAUUUUCGCUCCGUUCUGUCUACGAGGUUGGUGAACUAACUAAAGAAGACAGAAUAUUGUUUUUUGAUCAUUUAAUUGAAGCUGCUUUGUCAGUCUUGUCGGUGGGGAUGGCAAAGAAAACCCAGGAGUUGUCAUCUACUCCUGAACUUCCUAAGGCUCCAAAAGUGGUAAGUGGACCAAAGAUCUCUGAGUUAAAAGCCAAGAUAGAAGCUGAGCAGCAUGCCCUUCGCCGAUUGCGGAUGUGCCUAAGAGAUAUUUGCAACCGGAUUUUAUAUGAUAAACGGUUUAGUGCCUUCCACUAUCCUGUCUCAGAUGAAGACGCUCCCAACUAUCGUUCAGUAAUCCAAAGCCCAAUGGACAUGGCUACUCUUUUGCAGCGAGUUGAUUCUGGGCAGUAUAUUACAUGUUCGGCAUUUCUUCAAGAUUUUGAUCUCAUAGUAUCCAAUGCAAAGAGUUAUAAUGGAGAUGAUUACAACGGUGCUAGGAUCGUUAGCAGAGGCUAUGAGCUUCGAGAUGCUGUUCAUGGAAUGCUGUCACAGAUGGACCCUGCUCUUGUUGCAUGCUGUGACAAGAUUGCAGCACAAGGUGGUCCAAUGAAUAUACCAGAAGAAUUCGGGGGAUCUACUUUUCCUUCAACUCCUGUUGUGCAGUUGGGAACAACUAGGGCAAGUAAUCGACUUCGAAAUGUCCAGCCAGAGGUAAAUCUGGAUCAAAGUUAUGAGGCUCUAAAACGACCGAAAAAGAAUGUAGAUACUGCAAAUACAGAAGAGAAGUCUCGACAACAAGAGCCAUUAAAGCCAUCUCAGGAAUCAGAAGUAAUGGAUGUAAAUCCCGAAAGGCUAGAAACAUCUGUUGCUGAGCAGAAUAAUGAUGAAGCUUCUGCCAGAGAAGUUGAAGUUUCUGAUUCUACCGAUGGAGGUGGAUCUCUUGAUGUUGCAAUGUUAGAUGUUAAGUUUGCAAACCAGGUGAAGUCUGUAAAGCAGAAUUUUGUGGAUCGAUCAGAAAACUUCAACAUUCCACAGCUGGAGAGACUUUACACCCGAAUUAUGAAGGGAAUUUUUGAAAUCAAGGAUAAGGUAAGUGGAGACGAUCCCAAGGCUUCAAUCUUGAGUUUUUUGCACAAGUUUGUGGAGGACAAAGCAAAUUUCUAGCUUAUUAUUUUCACUCAUAAAAUAGAAAAAGGAAAAAGAAAAGGAAAAUCUUGUAGUCAGAUAAUGUAAAUCCGGUAUCAUUUUAUUCAUAUUGAGUGGUAGCUUUUUUUUU